Tribolium castaneum (red flour beetle) is the source of this 2510-nucleotide messenger RNA. RefSeq lists its product as uncharacterized. Gene Ontology annotation, cellular component: nucleus. Lineage: Eukaryota; Metazoa; Arthropoda; Insecta; Coleoptera; Tenebrionidae. Gene Ontology annotation, molecular function: transcription regulator activity. The transcript is spliced from 2 exons. The record is from RefSeq and is a predicted model, not a curated record. Bases 329 to 1276 code for a protein of 315 amino acids.
AAUGGUGCGCGCAAGGCAGUACUAUCCAAGUUCUUGACGGCAGGACAUCGUACUAUAGUACACGUAGAGUGCGCCCAACUUUUAUGUGUCACCUCUUUGGAAAUUUGUGAACACCUUGACAUUUUUAAUGUAGUGGAUAAAAGGGGAUUUUUUUUCAUUUUUUAUUUUUUGCGUGCGGUGGCAGUGACCAAUGCAAAAGUUUAUGAUGAUAUUCGAUAGUAUUAAUUAGUGGUUUGACUGAACUAUCGCGACCCUUAACCUGGAUUAUCUUUACAUCGACUCGGGAACCCGCAAUCAAGUCCCUGAGACAGAGCCUGUGGCUACCACAAUGAAAUCUCCUCCAGCUGUGACCGACGACUGCGAUGACAUAUUCGGCCCUCCACGCACCUACCCCACCGGUUACUGUCCCCCCAAGAAUCGGCCAUCGAUGAUAUCAGCGAAAUACCGGCAAAAGGAAGAGCGUCGGAAAGUGUUGAAGAUAAGUUUGAACAAGCUGAAGAAGAUCGAAGACCCCGAAUCGAGUCUCUGCCGAUCGGUCCUGAUCAACAACACCAUGAAGCGGCUGCAGAAGGAGGCUCGCGACGAGAAGAUCCAGAAGCAGCAGCUCAAUUACCCCCGUUGCUACGACAACGACAACAUCCUCAACAUCAAGAACGAAUUUAUCAAGAACGAGAGCAAGACCAGUGGGACUUUUGACGAGCCCCAGGUCGAUUUUGUGGUGGAGAACGACUUUGACGCGAAACUGGCCGAAGAAAUCGUCACUGCGAAGAACAUGGAAGUGUUCAAUGAGCUGGUUGAGGAGAACUUGAACAAUCUCGAGCAGAGUUUGAGCUCGAACCUGGUGCAGGAGCCGAUGGAGAGCAACGAGCGGUUCGCGUCGCGGAAGCGCUCGUUCGACGAUAUGGAAGAUUGCGACGUUCAGGACGUGCUGAAGCAGUUCUACAUGCCGCCGACCCCUCGCAUGCUGACUUGCAUCGACGACGACGAGGACGUGAACGUGGUGGACGCGGCGCCUUCCCCGAAAAAAGCCAAAGUAGACGAGAAUUUCGAGCCUAAAAGUGACUUCAGUGAGACGAGUAUGGCCGACGUGGUGUGUGAUAAAACCGGUGACUUUAGUGUAAAUAAUUUCAUUAAUAAUAAUAUACCGAGCGAGCGACUGAGGUAUACAAGUCAGAACGAGACGGACUCGAAUUCUUACAGUUGCGGACAUGCAUCCAUGUUCAACGAACUGCAGAAUAACGUUUAUCACAAUUUAAUUGCAUCAUUGGAGACGUAGCAGUUUAGUAACAGUAUUUAGGCAACGAUUUUUUUGGAUAACGUCUUUAUUUAUGUGAUAGUGUGAAUGAUUUACUUAAUUGUUUCAUCCGCCCGUGAAAACUUUCAUUCUCCCUGGUGCUAAGCGGCGUCACUGUCCAUCGGAAAUUUUCACGGGGCCUAAAUUACGUAACUUUCACAUUGAAUUUUUUUCAACGUUCAAUUUUGUAAUGCUUUUAGCUCUCUACGGCUACUAAAGAAUUAUGUUCCUAACGUCUUCUAUUUCCAACGUUUUAUUGCGUUACUGAUUUCUUUGUUCUAGUGAGUAGAGAGCGAAAAUAUCUGUGAUAUUACAAUUAAAGCAAAAUGUGUUAAAGGUUAGAUCAAUUUUAAAAAGCCUGUACGAUAUAGACUUAGAUAAUACAAUGAGAGUUAUCUGUAAAGAUGCUUGUAGAUUGAAAAAGUUUGUUGGUGUUAUUUACCACAAACUCCUUUACAAUUUCCUGGCACUUGUAGAAGCAUUUAAAGAAACUUUGUGUCUUUGUGGCUUUAAUAGCGAUAUUGUCCCCGUUUCUUCAUAUCCAUAUCAGAUGAUCUAUGCUGCAGAAGUUUAGAUACAUAUUUUUGAAAAUAAUGAAAAGUGGCAUUAACGACAAUUUUUGAUAACAUUUUUGAAUUUUUUAUACCUGCCAAAAUGAGACGUAUUUUUGACGUAGCACAGUGCUUUAACUCUCCCAUCUCAUCCCGGAAUCGGUUAUCAUGUUUUAAAUUCUAUUUUUUUACGUUUUUCUUGAAUAUUUUUGUAUAUUUUACAUGCAAAUUAUCGUUGAAAAAAUUAUUGUAACUUUUUUAUGCAAUUUAGUUAGUGUUUGUGUUAUGGGUUUUGCCAUAUUUUGUUUUUAUAUGUAACAAUUUAUGUGUACAUAUGUAGUUAUCAAUUACUAUCCUCUGUUAGUUUAUUUAUGUAUUAUAUAUUUUCCUCGUUAUGUAAUUAAUUACUCAAAUAACAUUAUUUAUUUGGAAAACCAUUAUCACACAACUUGUUUUAUUGUUGGAACUGAUUGAACAAAAGAAACCUCGUUACAAUAAUUUUUGGAGAAAAAUAAGUUUCUAUUGAAUACCAAAACAGUGUUACCGCAGAUUUACCACUCUUGUAUAAUAUUAUUACUAUUAUCAUAUGAAUUAUUAUUGUAUUGUAUGUACAUUAGGCAUUAUCAAAAUUUCAGGUAAUGCAAUAAAGUACCUGAAAAAUACAA